AUGCCGCCAGGAAAGGCUGUGUGGGCCAAGCUGGUGUAUCCUCAUGACUUCAGACUGACAGAGAAAGAGAAAACGAGUAUCUGCUACUUGUCCUUCCCAGACUCCUACUCAGGUGGCCUUGGGGACACCCAGUUCAGCUUCCGCCUGCGGCAGUCGGGGGGCCCCAGGACCUCCCCGUUCCAGGACGACGGCCGGUACAACCGGGAGGCCCCCCUGGCGCUGCAGCGCGAGGCCGCUCAUUACUUCGGGUACGUGUACUUCAGACAGGUCAAGGACAGCUCCAUGAGGAGGGGGUACUUCCAGAAGUCCCUGGUGCUCGUGUCCCGCCUGCCCUACGUGAACCUGUUCCAGUCCCUGCUCCAGCUCAUUGCCCCGGAAUACUUCGACAAGCUGGAGCCGUGCCUGGAGGCAGUGUGCAACGAGAUCGACCAGUGGCCUCCUCCUGUGCCAGGCCAGACCCUGAACCUGCCCGUGAUGGGAGUUGUCAUCCAGGUGAGGAUCCCAUCCAGGGUGGAUAAACCAGGAUCAAGCCCAGUGAAGCAGUUCAAUCAAGAGAAUCUGUUACCAGCCCCACUGGUUCUCCCCAGUGUCCAUGAGCUGGACCUGUUCAGUGUCCUGGCCCCGCUCCGGUACUGCUGCGAUUUCCGGCCCUACUUCACCAUCCACGACAGCGAGUUCAAGGAGUACACGACCCGCACUCAGGCCCCGCCGAACAUCGUGGUGGGCGUCACAAACCCUUUCUUUAUCAAAACCCUCCAGCACUGGCCGCACAUCCUGCGGGUGGGGGAGCUCAGGAUGUCAGGUGACCUGCCCAAGCAGGUGAAGGUGAAGAAACUGGCCAAGCUCAAAACCCUGGACACAAAACCAGGAAUCUACACUUCUUAUAAAACAUUCCUUCACAAAGACAAAUCCCUGAUAAAAAGAUUGCUAAAGGGCAUCCAGAGGAAACGUCCCUCCGAGGUGCAGAGUGCCCUGCUGAGGCGUCACCUCCUGGAGCUCACCCAGAGCUUCAUCAUUCCCCUGGAGCACUAUAUUGCCAGCCUGAUGCCUCUGCAGAGAGCCAUCACUCCCUGGAAGAACCCUCCCCAGAUCCGUCCCUUCUGUCAGGAGGAUUUCAUGAAGACCCUGGAACACGCUGGGCCCCAGCUCACCUGUGUGCUCAAGGGGGACUGGUUAGGCCUCUACAGGCGUUUCUUCAAGUCCCCGAACUUCGACGGCUGGUUCCGGCAGCGGCACCGGGAGAUGACCCACAAGCUGGAGGCCCUGCACCUGGAGGCCAUCUGUGAGGCGGGAUAA
Manacus vitellinus (golden-collared manakin) is the source of this 1296-nucleotide messenger RNA. RefSeq names its product DENN domain containing 6B (gene DENND6B). Gene Ontology annotation, cellular component: recycling endosome. Bases 1 to 1296 code for a protein of 431 amino acids. The record is from RefSeq and is a predicted model, not a curated record. NCBI's taxonomy places the organism in Eukaryota, Metazoa, Chordata, Aves, Passeriformes, Pipridae. The transcript is spliced from 19 exons. Gene Ontology annotation, molecular function: guanyl-nucleotide exchange factor activity.